Molecule: messenger RNA, 726 nt
Organism: Aureobasidium namibiae CBS 147.97
Lineage: Eukaryota; Fungi; Ascomycota; Dothideomycetes; Dothideales; Saccotheciaceae
Exons: 2
Coding region: 1-726 (241 amino acids)
Molecular function (GO): protein binding
Source: RefSeq, a predicted model, not a curated record
AUGUCAACUACAUCAACUCCAACGAAGACUGAGAGCUCGGCAGUCAGAGCAGUCUCCACGCCAGGCAAGAUGCCUACGAAAAAGCACUACAAAGAGACUGUCACGAUUCUAGUCGGUGCGUCUAAGCAGCCCUUCGUCUUACAGAAGGGCUUGUUGUGUUUCUACUCCGACUACUUCCGCGCCGCCUUCGACGGCUCUUUUAAGGAAGCGGUCGAGCGUAAGAUCGAAUUGCCUGACGUAAAAAUCGACACUUUCGAGGCUUUCCAAGUCUGGCUCUAUUCGCAAUCUUUUCGCAGCAUCGAAGAUCUCCAGGACUCUUCAGAGGCACCGAAACUUCCUUCCUCCCGAAGACUCGCUCGUCUCUGGGUGUUCGGCGAUAAAUACCAGAUCCCCGUUCUCCAGAAUGGUGCCAUCGACGCCUUGUUACAGAAGAACCUCGAAGAACGUACAUUCAAUGUUGACGUUGUCAAUAUAGCUUAUGAGAACACUAUGUUGGGAUCACCUCUUCGCAGAUACGCUAUAGAUCUCUGCGUGUUUCAAAUGACUCACAGCCCAAGAGAGAUAUCUGUCUUCGGAGACGUCAAUCUAGGCAACUGGAGCAAGGAGGCUCUCGUUGACUUUGCCUGUUGCACGAGCAAUGCCUGGGAGCAUAAGUUGCCUUGGGCUACAAUGCCCGACAGGAACAAGUGCCAUUACCAUGUCCAUGCCAAGGGCGAGCACUGCUGA